This is a messenger RNA of Sphaerodactylus townsendi, 933 nucleotides long. RefSeq names its product olfactory receptor 2J3-like. Lineage: Eukaryota; Metazoa; Chordata; Lepidosauria; Squamata; Sphaerodactylidae. The record is from RefSeq and is a predicted model, not a curated record. The coding region runs from base 1 to 933 and encodes 310 amino acids. The transcript has a single exon. Gene Ontology annotation, biological process: G protein-coupled receptor signaling pathway. Gene Ontology annotation, molecular function: olfactory receptor activity; G protein-coupled receptor activity. Gene Ontology annotation, cellular component: membrane.
AUGGCGACCCACAACCUCAACUCCACAAAGGAAAUAAUCUUGCUGGGACUUUCCAGUGACCGCACCACUCAAAUCCUCCUCUUUGUGCUUGUUCUGCUAAUGUACAUCUUUAUCCUUGUGGGGAAUCUCGGGGUCAUAGCGCUGGUACAGUUGGAGUCCCACCUACAGACCCCCAUGUAUUUUUUCCUAUCACACCUUUCGAGUGCAGAGAUCUGUUUUGUCACCACCAACCUUCCCCAGUUGUUGGAUCAGCUUCUAACAGGUCGUGGAGUGAUCUCCUUAGCCCGUUGUGCGCUACAGAUGUACACCACCUUGUCUCUAGGUUGUAUUGAAGCAUUCCUGCUAGGAGUCAUGGCUUACGACCGCUACUUAGCCGUCUGCCGCCCCUUAGUGUACGUCACUAUCAUGGAAAAACGGCGCCAGUUCCAACUUGCUUCAGCCUGCUGGUUAGCCGGCUUUUCCAUUGCGGCCAUAUGCUCCAGUCUCACCUUUCGGCACACUUUCUGCCACUCCUGCUGCAUCAAUCACUUUGUCUGUGAGAUUCCCAUGGUGGUGAAGAUGGCGUGCGAUGACACGAGUGUCACAGAGUUAAUCAUUGUCGUGUUUGCAGGGGUCGUUAUCCUGGGUCCCUUUCUACUCAUCGUGACCUCCUAUUGCCUCAUUCUGUUCUCCGUGUUGAAAAUGCGGUCGGCCACCGGUCUUCGCAAGGUCUUCUCGACAUGCGGGUCCCAUUUGUUGGCGGUCCUCGUGUUCUAUGGCCCAAGCACCCUUAACUAUAUUAUACCCCACGAAGGAGAGGCUGCGGAUAACGACAAGAAGGUCGCCGUGUUUUACCUCGUGUUCACCCCUCUUCUGAAUCCUCUUAUUUACACUCUGCGGAACAAGGAUAUCCACGAAGCGAUGGCCAAGCUGGUGCGAAGGUGGCAAUCGUAA